Rhodamnia argentea is the source of this 2312-nucleotide messenger RNA. RefSeq names its product probable galacturonosyltransferase 10. Gene Ontology annotation, molecular function: polygalacturonate 4-alpha-galacturonosyltransferase activity. Bases 311 to 1909 code for a protein of 532 amino acids. The record is from RefSeq and is a predicted model, not a curated record. Lineage: Eukaryota; Viridiplantae; Streptophyta; Magnoliopsida; Myrtales; Myrtaceae. The transcript is spliced from 2 exons.
UAGAUCCCCGAAACAGAACUACGAAAAGGAGUGUCCCGGUACCGAAGAACGACGUAGCUGAAACGUUGUCAUCUGUCGAGGGAAACCAAGAAAAACCUCUCUGCGUCGCUCGAGUAAGGCCCCCAAUGCCGUGAUUGCUACUUCCACUCAGCUCUUGACUCCAUAAUUUCAACCCAAGAUUGCAAUCUUUCUGCAGAUCUCUCCCCUUCUCUCAUCACCGGUCCCCCGAUCUGUAUCACAUUCUCGCCCCACUCAAAAGCGAUAGCUCUUCGUUUUCUCCCAUAAACUCUGUUGGGAAUUCGGAAGAGCAAUGAGGCGAAGAGCCGCGGAUUUCCGGAGACCCGUGAGGAGGCGGUGGCCCAACGUGGUGUGGUGGACAUUGUGCGGCAUUCUUGUCCUGCUCUUCAUCGUGAUUCUGAGCAAGGACAGUCAAAUCGAAACCAGACCUUCCGUGUCCAAGAGAUAUUACCAGCGUGAUAAAAUCAUGGAAGGUCUUAACAUUACCGAUGAAAUGUUGAGCCCUAAUUCCGUCACAAGACAAAUCAGUGAUCAGAUAUCUCUGGCAAAAUCUUUCGUUGUGAUAGCAAAAGAAAGUAACAAUCUGCAGUUUGCUUGGGAAUUGAGUGCUCAGAUUCGUAAUUCACAGGUCCUCCUCUCUAAUGCUGCAACUAGACGAGCUCCCCUGACGGUUAAAGAAUCAGAAACCUCAAUCCGCAACAUGGCCUUGUUGCUUUUUCAAGCCCAACAACUUCACUAUGACAGUGCAACCAUGAUCAUGAGACUUAAAGCUAGAAUCCAAGCUCUUGAAGAACAGAUGGGUUCGGUAAGUGAAAAGAGCUCAAAGUAUGGCCAGAUUGCUGCAGAAGAAAUACCGAAAAGCUUAUACUGCCUGGGAGUUAGGUUAACAACUGAAUGGUUCAAAAGACCAAACUUACAAAAGCUCGAUGAAGGACGUAAGAUGGAUGCAAAACUCACAGAUAGCAAUCUCUUCCAUUUCUGCGUGUUUUCCGACAAUAUCCUUGCGACUUCAGUUGUGGUGAACUCAACCUCUAUAAAUUCGAAAAAUCCCGAUAAGAUUGUCUUCCAUCUUGUAACCGAUGAGAUAAAUUAUGCACCUAUGAAGGCAUGGUUCAGUAUGAAUGAUUUUCGAGGAGUCACUGUUGAUGUCCAGAAAUUUGAAGACUUCAGCUGGUUAAAUGCUUCUUAUGUUCCUGUUCUAAAGCAGCUCCAGGACUCUGAAACUCAAAGCUAUUACUUCUCUGGCGGUAAUGAUGGGAGCAAGACACCCAUCAAGUUUCGGAACCCUAAGUACCUAUCCAUGCUUAACCAUUUAAGGUUCUAUAUCCCAGAGGUAUUUCCAGCACUGAAGAAAGUCGUUUUUCUGGACGACGAUGUUGUGGUGCAGAAAGAUCUGUCUGGACUUUUCUCCAUUGAUUUGAAUGGCAAUGUCAAUGGAGCUGUAGAAACAUGCAUGGAAACAUUUCAUAGGUACCAUAAGUAUCUAAAUUACUCCCACCCUCUCAUACGAGAAAACUUUGAUCCUGACGCGUGUGGAUGGGCAUUUGGGAUGAAUGUGUUUGAUUUGGUGGAAUGGAGGCAGAGGAAUGUUACAGGUAUCUACCAUUAUUGGCAGGAAAACAAUGUGGAUCGGACAUUGUGGAAACUCGGGACUCUCCCACCCGGGUUGUUAACUUUCUAUGGGCUUACCGAGCCCUUGGAUCCCUCGUGGCAUGUGUUGGGGCUUGGCUAUACAAAUGUGAAUCCUCAGUUGAUAGAGAAGGGGGCUGUCUUGCACUAUAACGGCAACUCAAAGCCGUGGUUGAAGAUUGGGAUGGAAAAGUACAAGCCUCUUUGGGAAAAGUACGUCGAUUACACUCACCCUCUAUUAGAACAGUGCAAUUUCCGCUGAUUGUCGAUGAUUUCUUCCAUCAUGUGACGGUGCUUUUCAGGGACAGAGUAAGGUCGAAUACUCUAUCAGCAUUAUCAUUUUAGCUUGGCUGAUGGUAGUUGUGUAUCAUGGCUCAGAUUUAUAGUUUUUGCUCUCAGUGUAGAUCAGUCUACUUCUGUAUGACCACGCGAAGGCCUAGUUUUUGUAUGUUUACGAGGCAGAUUGAGAUGUAAACCGCAAGUACAGACCUGUUAGCUUCAUUCUUUCAAUUGCUGUCUACUUCCCUUGUAUCAUGCUUGUUCUGUUUAAGUUCAGCACAUUGUAUUUAGAGAUCUCAAACUUUCCGCCGAUUUGCUGAUCGAAAUGUCUUCACCCUACCAAAUUGCAGUGAGCCUGUAUAAUACAAAGGUUGAUAACUUUCUAC